Messenger RNA from Colossoma macropomum (tambaqui), 1785 nucleotides. RefSeq names its product transmembrane protein 106Ba (gene tmem106ba). The transcript has 8 exons. The record is from RefSeq and is a predicted model, not a curated record. The coding region runs from base 126 to 908 and encodes 260 amino acids. Lineage: Eukaryota; Metazoa; Chordata; Actinopteri; Characiformes; Serrasalmidae.
GCCGCGCAGCAGCCAAUAAGAAGAGGGCAUGGGCGUGGCGUUCUGAGCUUAAGAGAGGGCGUCUUGCUGCUGUAAAUAUACGGACAACAGUCUGAAUAGCAGUUACAGCAAAGGAUCAACCAACCAUGGGGAAGUCACUUUUCUGCUUGCCAAAACAAAAAUCCGAGGGCCAUGAGGAUCUAACACCGAAGGAGCCUGAGUCGGAUCCAGAAAAGGACAAGGACAGGAACGAUAUUUCACAGUUCCCAUAUGUUGAAUUUACAGGCAGGGACAGUGUCACUUGUCCCACUUGUCAAGGCACAGGAAGAAUACCGAGAGAACAAGAAAACCAGCUUGUUGCUUUGAUCCCAUACAGUGACCAAAGACUGAGGCCAAGACGAACAAAGCUGUAUGUAUGUUUGUCAGUCCUGAUGUGCCUCCUGCUUUCUGGCCUGGCUGUCUUCUUCCUGUUCCCCCGUACCAUUGAUGUCUCUUACAUUGGCGUGAAGUCUUCAUAUGUCACUUUUGAUACAGAUAAUCGAAUCGUCUAUCUCAACAUCACAAACACUCUCAACAUCACUAACAACAACUACUACCCAGUACAAGUGGCAAACAUCACAGCACAGGUGCAGUUCUAUAAGACAGUGAUUGGAAAAUCUCUCAUGAGCAACGUGACCACUAUUGUGCCCCUGGAUAUGCAACAGGUUGACUUCUCUGUUCCUACUGUCAUAGCCAAUGAGAUGAGCUACAUCUUUGACUUCUGCACCAUGCAGUCCAUAAAAGUGCACAAUAUUGUGGUCAUGAUGCAGAUGACUGUGACCACCGUGUACUUUGGGCAUGCCGAGCAGAUAUCUCAGGAGAGAUACCUGUAUGUGGACUGCGGCUCGAACACCACCAGCCUCAAUGGACAUAUGAUGGUGAUCCAGUGACCCUCUUCCCCCUGAAACCAAACCCACUGACUUACUAGGAGUCCUGCCCUGAUCAAUUUUAUGUGCCCAUGCAUGGUGAUGUCAGGAAGACUGCAAGGUUUCAGUCAGAAGGUUCUCAUUAUUAACUUAUCAGAGCAGGCUUCAGGGUUAUGUUUGGGAGAUAGAAGCAUGGUAGGAACUGCAAUAUAUGCCAUAGAGUGCAUUAGAGAAAUAUCCCUAGUGACUUGUUGGUCCACUACUCCUUAACAUUCUUCACCUACUUUAUCCAAGAAGAGUCUUGAGCUGUAAAGAAAGGAGUUUUGCUUUGAACAAAUCAUACACAUGCAAAAUGUAUUGCCAGUUAUGGACUGCAAUCAUAAACCAAUAUGCUUCAGUCAUGAACCACUAUCAUUUUUCUGAACUCUACACAGAACUGACAUGUACAGAGAAUAAAAAUUCAAUUAGAUUUCUAAAGCAAGUGUAGAAGCCCAUUUCCAGGCACAGCUAUGAGUUUUUAUGAAAUGUAAACUGCCUUUAGUGAAAUACAUUGGCGCAUUAGAAAUAAAGGCAUUUUAUAUUUUAUAUAUAUUUUUACACACAUUUCUUUAAUGUAAAAAGCCUUUAGUUUUAAAGGCAUAAACAGAAACAGACAUACAUGUUUUAGUGACAUGUUAAAGACGUUAAUUUUGUAAGAUAAAAAUCUUCAGCUGCCAUCCUGCUCGUGUUGUCAUAGUGAAUUCAUCUGUUGUAACUGUAUAUAGGACAUGUGUGGUAUUCUGAGUGAUUUUUAAGUCCACGUCGUUUGUGAAGAGAAUCUACAGACAAAUGUUUGACUCUUUGUGUCAGUGUCAGUUUUCCAGGAUGGUCUGUUCUGUUUACAAUAAAGUCAUGAACUACA